Molecule: messenger RNA, 462 nt
Organism: Rotaria socialis
Lineage: Eukaryota; Metazoa; Rotifera; Eurotatoria; Philodinida; Philodinidae
Source: the annotation of a GenBank genome assembly
AUGUAUCAAAAAACGUUCCCUGAAAAACAUGCAUAUCUUGCUACAACGUUGAGCAAUAUUGGUGAUGCGCAUCGAUUAAUGGGUGAUUAUGAAAAAGAACUAAUAACGUUCAAUCGAGAGGCAUUAGAUAUUCAAGAAAAUAUUAAAGGUUCUCCUGUAGAAUGUUCAUUAACAUAUACAUAUUUAGCUGAAACAUAUCGGAAAAUUAAAGAUUAUACAACAGCAUCGGAAUAUUUCGAAAUAGGAAUAGAAAGACGCAAAAAUCGGCUACCAAGAAAUCAUCCUGAUUUAGCCGUUAUUUAUCACAGAGUGCCAAAAUUAUAUUUGGAUGCACGAAAAUAUGAUAUAGCAAUGAAAUAUGUUCAACAAGCUGUUGAGGUUGCACAGGAGAAACUAUCUUAUAAUCAUCCGCAUUUGCUAAAAUAUAGAGAAACACUCGAAAGAAUUCGUAGGAAAAUGUGA